This is a messenger RNA of Prinia subflava (tawny-flanked prinia), 2205 nucleotides long. RefSeq names its product protein phosphatase 1 regulatory subunit 16A (gene PPP1R16A). Gene Ontology annotation, molecular function: enzyme inhibitor activity; protein binding; myosin phosphatase regulator activity. The record is from RefSeq and is a predicted model, not a curated record. NCBI's taxonomy places the organism in Eukaryota, Metazoa, Chordata, Aves, Passeriformes, Cisticolidae. Gene Ontology annotation, cellular component: cytoplasm.
GUGUUUCUCGCACUCACUUCCGGCGUCGCCGGAAGCGCCGCCGUCGCCAUGGCGACAGCCCCGCCUCGGGCAGCGGCGGCGGCGGCGGGCAGGGCCCGAGGCCGCAGCGGGGACAGCGAGGGGACAACGAGGGGACAACGAGGCGACAGCGGCCGGAUUCCUCCCACGGGAUCUUCCCGGAUUCCCCGGCAGCGCGGGAUAAAAAAAACCGGGAAUCCCGGCAGAGGGGGAAGAAAAAACCCAAAAUAAACUGAAAAAAAAAAGCGGGAGAUGCUUCCCAAACUCCGCCCGGCUCCGGAUCCCGGGAAAACGCUGAGGGCAGAGGGAUAGGCCCCCGCCGGUUCUGUCCCUCUGCCCCGCUCCCGGCCGUCCUUCCCGAGGUUUUCCCGGUGUUCCCGGGGCCAUGGCGGAGCACCGGGAGCUGCUGGCGGAGAUGCCGGCGGUGUCGCGGCUCGGCACGGCCGAGCGGCUGCGGCACGCCCAGAGGCGCCGGGCCCAGCAGCUGAAGAGGUGGGCGCAGGCCGAGAGGGAAAUCCCGGGAAUUCCCGACGGGGACAGGAGGAGGAGGAGGAGGAGGAAGAGCGGCGGGAAGAGGGUGACGUUCCCGGCCAGCGUGCGGCUGCUGGAGGCGGCCGCCCGGCACGACGAGGAGGAAGUCCGGCAGUUCCUGGAGAGCGGGAUCAGCCCCGACCUGUGCAACGAGGACGGGCUGACGGCGCUGCACCAGUGCUGCAUCGACGCCUCUCUCCCUCUGGCCCGGCUGCUGCUGGACGCCGGCGCCGAUCCGGACGCGCGCGACGCCGAGCUCUGGACCCCCCUCCACGCCGCCGCCACCUGCGGCCACCUGGGCCUGGCGCAGCUGCUGAUCCAGCGCGGCGCCGACCUGCUGGCGGUGAAUUCCGACGGGAACAUGCCGUACGACCUGUGCGACGACGAGGCCACGCUGGACUGCCUGGAGAGCGCCAUGGCCCACAGAGGGAUCACCCAGGAGCGCAUCGAGGCCGCGCGGGCGGCGCCGGAGCGCGCCAUGCUCCAGGACAUCCGGGGACUCAUCCGGGACGGUGCCGACCUGGACGCGCCCGGGGGACACGGGGCCACCCUGCUGCACGUGGCCGCCGCCCGCGGGUUCCUGGCGGUGGCCGAGCUGCUGCUGGAGCACCGCGCCCGGCCGGACGCGCGCGACGCCGACGGCUGGCAGCCGCUGCACGCCGCCGCCUGCUGGAGACAGGUGGAGCUGGCGGAGCUGCUGGUGGCGCACGGCGCCGAGCUGGGCGCUCGCUCGCUGCAGGACGAGACGCCCCUGGACGUGUGCGGGGACGAGGAGGUGCGGGCGCGGCUGCGGGAGCUGCGGCACCGGCGCGCGGCCGCGCUCAGGGGACACGAGCGGCACCGGACGCCGCUGCAGAGGAGAACGUCCAGCGCCGGCAGCCGCGGGAAGGUGGUGCGCAGGGCCAGCCUGUCGGAGCGCUCCAGCCUGUACCGGCGGCAGCAGCAGCGCGAGGCCAUCGUGUGGCAGCGCGGGGGACACCAAGGGGACAGCGAGGACGAGGACAGGGGGACACCCGGGGACAGCCAGGGGACAGCCCGGGGGACGGCCGGGGACACCGAGGGGACGGCUGGGGACAUCGAGGGGACGGCCGGGGACACCGAGGGGACAGCAGGGGACACCGAGGAACGGACGGAGACGGAGAACAGGCAGCACGGCGGAGCCGGGGACCCCUCCCCCCCCUCGGACCCUCACCCCAACGGCUCCGCGCUGUCCCCAAUGUCCCCAAUGGUGUCCCCAAUGUCCCCAGCAGUGUCCCCUCCCCGCUGUCCCCCCGCGGGUGACAAAAGCCACCCCCUCACCCUGGCGCACCUCAAGCGACACCGCGCGGCCGCCAACGCCCACCCCAGGAGAGACCCCGGGACCGCCCUCGGGGACAGCGGGGACACCCCUGGUGACACCCCUGGGGACAUUGGGGACAUUGGGGACACCCUUGGGGACAUCGCGGACCCGCCCCGGCUCCGCCUCACGGCGCCGGCCGAGGACGCGCAUGCGCAGAGGCAGCGCUGCUGCCGCCUCAUGUGACGCAAUUUCGGCUUUUUUUUUUCGGAAUUCCCAAAUUUUUUUGGGAUUCCCAAAAUUUUUUUUGGGUUUCCAAAAUUUUUUGGGGAUUCCCAGAAUUUAUUGGGGUUUUUCGGGGUCUCUUUUUUGGGGUUUUU